AUGAUAUGAAACUGUUCUUUUGUGUAGAUCUAACAGGGUGACAAUUAUGCGGAUUUUGUGCCAAUGGUAAGGUUUCAAUUGGGCGGGCGGGAACUGUCUUUACAGUGAGCCAAUGAGUGGGUGUAGCUGUUAAACCUGUAAUGUCUCACAUGGGACCAGAUGCAACUAAGAGCUCAUUUGUGAAUAGGUCUGAGCUAGAGGAAUCAUGUGCCUGAACACUGGCUAUCCGUGCAACUGUCUGACCGAUGGAAACCCAUGUGAACCAUGCAGGAUGACGGCCAAAGACAGGCAGACAGAGGAGACCCACCUCUCCAACUUCAAUGUAGCGGGCGCAGCGGGGAGCACAUGUGAACCAGACCUGAGUGACUCCUCCGAUGGCGUUGUGAAGGAGCGGGGUCGAAACUGGGGAUGGAUGCUGUCUGGGAUCAUCUGUGUGAACAUUCUGAUCCUGGGCUGUGCCCUGGUCAGCGGCACUGCCUUCAGCAGUGUAAACAUCAGCAUGCCUGACCUGCAGAUUUUCCUCAUCAUCCUGCUUCUCCUCACCACCAUCUGGAUGAUUUAUUACGUCGUCUACACGGCCAGGAAAGAAAACGCUGUAGUUUACAAGGAUGGACACGCCGGACCUGUAUGGCUCAGGGGAGGUCUUGUGCUUUUUGGAAUUCUCAGUAUCAUCAUGGACAUUUUCAAGAUAGCCGGCUAUGUGGGCUACCUCCACUGCGAUUCUGCUGUAAAGGUUGUCUUCCCUGUAGUGCAACUUGUCUUCAUUAUUGUGCAGACUUACUUUUUGUGGAUCCACGCCAAGGACUGUGUGCAGUUACACAGGAACAUUACACGUUGUGGGUUGAUGCUCACCCUCUCCACAAAUCUAGUUUUAUGGAUGACUGCGGUCACUGAGGAGUCUCUUCACCACACCGAAUUGCCAGAAUAUCCAAGUAACACUACGAAAGACUCCGGACGAAAGAUGUACAUUAAUAGAGCUGGUUAUGGAGACGAUAAGUGCAAAUGCAGCCACUCCUCAUGCAGCGUCUUCAAAGAAGCAUAUUACUACUUGUACCCCUUCAACAUCGAGUACUGCCUCUUUGCGUCCGCCAUGGCCUACGUCUUGUGGAAAAAUGUUGGUCGAGUCAUAGACGAUCACAGCCACCACAAGAUCAAGUUCACUCUGAGGGGCGUGUUCUUUGGUCCUCUGAUAGGAAUUCUCUUAGUGGUUGCAGGCCUGGCAACCUUCAUCGCGUACGAGAUGCAAAUACAGCAAGAUGACAUUGAUGAUGAGGGCAAAGAAGAAGCAGUGAUGAUUCACUUUGUUAUGAAUAUAGUUAUAGUGACCAUGAUGUCUUUGAGCAGUGUGAUCGGCCUUGCCGUCUACAAAGUGGACCACAGGGAGCACGUGUCAGAUAAAAACCCCACACGCAGCCUGGAUGUGGGGCUACUGGUUGGGGCGUCACUGGGGCAGUUCGUCAUCAGCUACUUUACUAUCGUUGCCAUGGCUGCAACUGGAGCCAAAGGCUACCUAAACAGGCUCAACCUAACCUGGGCUAUCCUGAUGGUGAUCCAACUCGCCCUGCAGAACUUUUUCAUCAUUGAGGGUCUACACCGGGAGCCCUUCCAUGAGGUGCAGCCAGUGGUCACUGUGGUUGAAAAUCCAUAUGUGCUGCAAAUAGGCAAAGAGCUGAACUGCCUCGAGGCAUCAAAAAUGGAAUCAAAACUGAGCCCAAUACCCAUAUCGCACAGCCUGCACAACCACGCAGAUGAACACCGACCCAAACUGUUAUGGAAGAGACGAGUGCUGAAGGAGGUCUGUGUGUUUCUGCUGCUGGGAAACGUCAUACUGUGGAUCAUGCCAGCAUUCGGAGCUCGCCCCCAGUUUGACCAUGACACUGAAACAGAAUUCUACCAGUUCAACAUGUGGUCUGUGAUUGUGAACGUUGGACUCCCUUUUGGCAUCUUUUACCGGAUGCAUUCAGUCGCCAGCCUGUUUGAGGUUUUCCAAACCUCAUAGCUCCUCGUGAAAACAACAAGAGCAACGAAGAAAUCCUUGCUCCCCGAUCCAAAUGUUGUGUACAGCCAACUUUUUCAAUAUUAUUUAGCUGUUUUGUAUAAAUUAUUAGUCUGUUUGAUGAUGCUUUGUUGUAUACUAUACAUUUUGUGAAGUAGAUAUUGACUGACUAUUUGAUCACCUCUCUCAAUAUAGCCUGUAAAUGUGAAAAUAUAAAACAUAUUCAAAAUGUUAAUUUCAUAUAUAAAUAAGUCUGAGGCUAACCUUGAAUAACUAGUUCACGGUUUAGCCUCUCUAUGCACAUAAGAAAUGAAAGCAAUGCAUUACUCUGCACAAAUGAACUGUUGAUUGUGUCACUAAUUGUUAUGAUCAUUGUUAUUAUACAAUUAUUAAAAGAAUGUCGCCUCA
Molecule: messenger RNA, 2404 nt
Organism: Labrus bergylta (ballan wrasse)
Lineage: Eukaryota; Metazoa; Chordata; Actinopteri; Labriformes; Labridae
Product: proton channel OTOP2-like
Biological process (GO): proton transmembrane transport
Cellular component (GO): membrane
Molecular function (GO): proton channel activity
Source: RefSeq, a predicted model, not a curated record